AUGUCGUUCUCGAACCUAGUGUCUGACAUCGCCUUCCGAGACUCCAACCCGGACGAUCGUGCCUCACAGAUCUCGCAUGCUCAAUCCCGCACUGCUCGAUCCUACACCAGUACCACUGCGACCAGUGUGAGCAUCUCUGGGGAUAUCUCUAGCCAGCUACAUGCCGGAUACAGUCACCCUUUGAGCAGGUCAUGGCAGGCAGAGAGGCAACUGACCAAGGACAUGCUCAUUUACCCACUCUUUAUCACGGAUAACCCUGACGAGGAGACCCCUAUUCCAUCUCUACCAAAUCAGUAUCGCCGUGGUGUCAAUCGUCUGGUGCCGUUCCUGGCCCCACUGGUUCGGAAGGGGUUACGUUCGGUGAUUCUCUUUGGAGUUCCCCUCCACCCAUCGGCCAAGGAUGCGCUAGGAACCGCAGCCGAUGACCCGGCGGGCCCAGUUAUCCAAGCCAUUCGCCUUCUCCGAUCUCGUUUCCCUCAGCUCUAUAUCACAACCGACGUCUGCCUUUGUGAGUACACGUCACAUGGCCACUGUGGUAUUCUCCGGGAAGAUGGGUCCCUUGAUAAUACACAAUCGGUGGAUCGAAUUUCAGAUGUCGCGCUAGCCUAUGCCGUUGCCGGGGCUCACUGUGUUGCGCCGUCAGACAUGAACGAUGGACGAGUACGCGCUAUCAAGCUUAAACUGAUCGAGGCUGGGAUAGCCCAUCGCGUGCUGCUGAUGUCCUAUAGCGCUAAAUUCAGCGGUUGCCUGUACGGUCCAUUCCGCGAUGCAGCUGGCUCAGUUCCAUCAUUUGGAGACCGCCGUUGCUACCAGCUUCCUCCUGGUGGCCGUGGUCUUGCCCGACGUGCGAUCCAAAGAGAUAUCGCCGAGGGUGCCGACAUCAUUAUGGUGAAGCCUGCGAGUAGCUACCUAGAUAUCAUUCGUGAUGCCAAGGACUUGGCGCAGGAUAUGCCAGUCGCAGCUUACCAGGUUAGUGGUGAAUUUGCAAUGAUCCACGCCGGAGCGAAGGCCGGAGUUUUCGACUUGAAAGCGAUGGCCUUUGAGAGCACGCAGGGAAUAUUGCGAGCAGGUGCGGGCAUUGUGGUGACCUACUUUGCUCCGGAAUUCCUGGACUGGCUGUGA
Messenger RNA from Penicillium cataractarum, 1122 nucleotides. RefSeq names its product porphobilinogen synthase HEM2. Gene Ontology annotation, cellular component: cytosol. NCBI's taxonomy places the organism in Eukaryota, Fungi, Ascomycota, Eurotiomycetes, Eurotiales, Aspergillaceae. The coding region runs from base 1 to 1122 and encodes 373 amino acids. Gene Ontology annotation, biological process: heme biosynthetic process. Gene Ontology annotation, molecular function: zinc ion binding; porphobilinogen synthase activity. The transcript has 2 exons. The record is from RefSeq and is a predicted model, not a curated record.